CAUUGAUUAAACGAAAAUCACGCCCUUUUUUAAAUUCAAUUGUAUACGCAUGUACCUUACCCAUACACAUGGAUACAUAUAUUUCAGUUAAUAACAAACCUUUGGUUAACUACACAUAUUUUAGAUUGGAGUGCAAUUUCGAAUAAAAAUGUCAAAACUCAAGCGAGCAAGUAAUUUUUCCAAAGCAGAAGAAGCUGUACUCAUUAAACUAGUUCUAGAGAACAAACACAUAUUGCAAAACAAAAAAACUGAUGCUAUAACAUCAAGGCUAAAGGUUUUAGCUUGGAAUGAACUUGCACAGAAAUAUAAUGCAUCAUCAUUUGUGGAGUUUCGAACACCAAAAGUUCUUAGAGAAAAGUACAAUAACAUAAUGCGCAACCUUCGUAAGGAAAAGGCCGACAGAAUGAGAGACGCUUGUAACAGUCCAUCUCCAAAACAAUGGAAAGAAAGCGAAAACGAUUCUCUGAUUGACGAGUUGAGCAUCAGGUUGUCAUCUAGGCACAAUGACGAUGGUGAGACCAUAGUCUUCGAAGAGAUAGAUAAUCGCAAUGAAUUGAAAACAGAGAUUAUCGAUUAUUACGACGAUGAGGAUUUCGAGGAAUGUGCUGAGGAAGCUAGAGAUUAUGAUUAUAGUUGCGUAAAUUCUGCAGAUAUUGACACACGAUUCGAUGGACAGAUAAUUGAUAAAAGCGAAGAAUACCAUUCUGCAACAUUGAAAAAUAAAGUUCUUAAUAGAACGAAAACAGAGCAACCCGAAAAAUUAGACACACAUAAUUCUGAUUUAAUUAAUUUAAAUAAACAAAUUCUGGAACAAAAAUAUCAUCAUGCAUCCUUAGAGCAUGAACAAAAGAUGGAACAUGCUCGUUUAGAACACGAACAGAGAAUAUCGCAAUCUAAUGAGGAACAUAAAUUAAAAAUAAAAAUUUUAGAGGCUGAGUUAGAGUCCAAGAAAUUUUCAGGGAAAACUUACAAACGAUAAAAAUAUUAUUUAAUAUUUUAUUUUAUGUUAUGUUGUAUGUACUUAAUUGAAUAAUUUUGAAACUGAUUUAAAACAAAAUUCAGGAGUAGUCUAAGAUUUAAGCUGCACAUGUUUUUUUUCUAAUAGGUACCUACCUAUCUUUUUUAUUUAUACUUACAAACAUGUAUUAUUUUCAAUAUAUGUAUAUGUACAUACAUAUUUAUUUUAUAAGCUACUCAAUUUUGUAAAGCUUUGAAUCUAAAGACUAAUUAUAAACCAUAAGAUUUUAUGCGAAUCUAUAGCGGAAAAAUAUCAUAAUUCAAAACCUGUGUUAAAAUUUAAACCUGAUAAUUCAAAACCCGUGUUAAAAUUUAAACCUGAGAAUAAAGAAACAAAAUACG
Molecule: messenger RNA, 1359 nt
Organism: Eupeodes corollae
Lineage: Eukaryota; Metazoa; Arthropoda; Insecta; Diptera; Syrphidae
Product: myb/SANT-like DNA-binding domain-containing protein 4
Exons: 4
Coding region: 149-979 (276 amino acids)
Source: RefSeq, a predicted model, not a curated record